AUGAGCAACUCUGAGCUCACAUUCCUCUGCAAGGCUGCCGGUCGUAUGGACGCCAAGAAUGUAGGGCGCCCCACCCUGCAAAACAACCCUUCCCGCAGUGUGGUGCCAGCUUUCGGCGCGAGCGGACGUACGCCACGUGUGGUGCGCAUAGGCGGUUACCCGACCUUCGGCAACUUGCCAUACCACCCCCAAUGCGGACGCGGUCGGAGACCCGGCGCGAGGAAGGGUCUGCUGCUAGGUUCGCUGGUCGCCAUUCCGUUCCUGCGUUCAUCAAGGUCCCGCCUUCGGGACUCUGGUGACGCGCCCAACGCGCCGAGAGGCUGCUUCGCUUUCAAGUCCACCGGGCCGUACCGAGUGAAGGUAACGCGUGUGCGC
This is a messenger RNA of Iphiclides podalirius (scarce swallowtail), 375 nucleotides long. NCBI's taxonomy places the organism in Eukaryota, Metazoa, Arthropoda, Insecta, Lepidoptera, Papilionidae. The record is from the annotation of a GenBank genome assembly.